Pyrus x bretschneideri (Chinese white pear) is the source of this 1371-nucleotide messenger RNA. Its product is annotated as beta carbonic anhydrase 5, chloroplastic. The record is from RefSeq and is a predicted model, not a curated record. Gene Ontology annotation, biological process: carbon utilization. NCBI's taxonomy places the organism in Eukaryota, Viridiplantae, Streptophyta, Magnoliopsida, Rosales, Rosaceae. Gene Ontology annotation, molecular function: zinc ion binding; carbonate dehydratase activity. The coding region runs from base 65 to 1054 and encodes 329 amino acids. The transcript is spliced from 10 exons.
UUAUCAAAUAAAUCGUUUCUUGAAAUACUUGUUUGCCAAACUCAUCUUUUGGAGCUUCCAACAAAUGCUGAAGGCGGGAAGAGAGAUGGUGUGGCCAAUCCCCUCAAAAUUAGCUCGUCGGAUGAUUCCAACACUGGUUUGUAGAGACUCGUUUGGCUGCUGCUCACUCGUUUCUGGUUUAACCAAUUCCUCUCUGGCUCAAAUUCACAGAAAAUCAUCUGUUCCAAACAAGACAAAUUCUGCACAAGUUGAAGGCAUCCCCGUCCAAUUUCCGCCUUCGAUCAAAAGCAACCUGGUUCUGAGGCCGGAGGCAUCAAAUGAUUCCGAGGAUCUCGCUGGUGAAUUUACAAAAUUUAAAGUAGAAAACGUAUCGAAAGCUAAGGACGGGAUGGACUCGUUUGUAGCGAUGAAAGAGAGGUUUCUGAGUUUUAAAAAGCACAAAUUUUUGAAAGAGUCAGAGCAUUUCCAAACCCUAGCUCAAGUACAAGCACCCAAGUUCAUGGUGAUUGCUUGUGCAGACUCUAGGGUUUGUCCGUCUAAUAUCCUAGGGUUUCAACCAGGGGAAGCUUUCAUGGUUAGAAAUGUAGCAAACCUUGUUCCCCCAUUUGAGUAUGGAACAUCAGAAACUAAUGCCGCCCUUGAGUUUGCAGUAAAUACUCUUCAAGUUGAAAACAUAUUAGUCAUUGGCCACAGUAGCUGUGCAGGAAUUCAGACCCUAUUGAGAAUGCAAGAUGACGGUGAUUCAAGUAGCUUUACUCAAAGUUGGGUUAACAACGCGAAAAUCGCUAAACUAAGAACAAAAUCUAUUGCACAGCACCUCAGCUUUGAACAACAGUGCAGGCACUGUGAGAAGGAAUCGAUCAAUCGUUCAUUGGUGAAUCUUCGGACAUACCCGUGGAUAGAAAACAAAGCAAAGAAAGAGUUGAUCUGUCUACAUGGAGGAUAUUACGAUUUUUCGAGUUGUACAUUUGAGAAAUGGAGCCUUGAUAUAAAUGGCAGCAGCAGCUUUGUAGGAGGCAGAUACUUGAUCAAAGACGAAGCACUUUGGCGCUGAAUUUCUUGGUUCUUCCAUUGAAAGAAUGUUCAUUCUCCACAUUGUAAAUGCUAGGCUAGGUGGGCUUCAACUUUGAAGGCGUACACAAGCAACAAGAAAAAUUUAUUCAUAUUCCAAAUUGUCCCCUGAAGUUAUCUUAUUUCAUUUUUUGUCCCUGAGUUUUUCAGGCAAGAUUUUAUCAAGACAACUACUAUUAAUUGUGUGGUUAUUCACUUGGAGGCAUUAUGUAAUAGCUUAAUAUUGUAGUUUUUUAUUGGAAAAACCCUAAGCCUAUAAAUAGGCUACCUGAUGAGAAUAGUACUGUCUUAUUUUCUCCA